Molecule: messenger RNA, 2602 nt
Organism: Pomacea canaliculata
Lineage: Eukaryota; Metazoa; Mollusca; Gastropoda; Architaenioglossa; Ampullariidae
Product: aromatic-L-amino-acid decarboxylase-like
Exons: 13
Coding region: 498-1940 (480 amino acids)
Biological process (GO): amino acid metabolic process; serotonin biosynthetic process; catecholamine metabolic process
Molecular function (GO): pyridoxal phosphate binding; aromatic-L-amino-acid decarboxylase activity
Source: RefSeq, a predicted model, not a curated record
CUGGGUCCGUCCAGGCUCGUGCAUGCCAACCCGUCCUCAGUCCCACCGACAGGCGGGACGCCGCGACGAAGUGUGUGCAGGGAGGGACGUGGAGGCCUGCGCAUACGGGUCCGCGAGCUUGGGAGGGAGGGAGAAGGGGAUGGGGAGGAGGUUUAGCUGCUGUGCAGCAACUGCCGUCGAUAGGACGCCGAUGACAGUAGUCGACAGGACUUUCAGCACCGAGGGCACCUCCGAGGUCGUGCGAGAGCAGCCGUGGUACUGGGCUGAAACAUUCGCUCGUCUCCGAUAAACUCUUGCACCAAAUCUGAAAGUCUGGGACAGGUGAGAGAGAUACAGGUGGUACGUUAGAAGGUUCCCUCGUCGUUGUCUGUGACUGCACGCUCAUCGCCGUCAGGUCAGAAGUGGGUCGACAGCUUACUGAUAAGAUCUUAAACACCAGUAUCCAUUGCAAAGUCUGGUAGAACGAAGACUAGAAAGUUCGGUUUUGAGGAGAACCAAUGGAAAGCAAAGAAUUCGAGGAACAUGGCGCGGAGAUGCUCCAUUAUGUCACUUCUUAUCUGGAUUCCAUCGGGUCUCGGCGAGCCCUGCCUGAUGUUCAACCAGGGUUUAUGAAAGGAAUGAUCCCCGACAAGGCCCCAGAUACCCCCGACUCGUGGGAGGAUGUGCUGAAAGACGUGGAGAGGGUCGUGAUGCCAGGAGUGACGCACUGGCAGUCGCCGAAGUUCUUCGCUUAUUUCCCGACAGCCUCGUCCUACCCGUCCAUGCUGGCUGACGUCCUCUGCAACGCCAUUGGCUGCAUCGGCUUCACGUGGGCGUCGUGUCCAUCCUGCACAGAGCUAGAGGUGCUGAUGAUGGACUGGCUGGGCCAGAUGCUGCAACUUCCGGACACCUUCCUCUUUUCGGGACCUGGCAAGGGAGGUGGCGUCAUACAGGGAACAGCCAGCGAAGCAACCCUCAUGUGCCUCUUGUCUGCCAGGACACUCUUCUUCAAAAAAGAGCAAAAGAAGAACCCGGAUUAUACCUUGGGCCAGCUCGUGGACAAACUGGUUGCUUACUGCUCCGAUCAGGCUCACUCUUCCGUGGAACGCGCUGGCUUGAUCGGCGCAGUGCGCAUGCGCAAACUGGAAACGGAUGAGAAGGGUUCACUGCGAGGUCCAGCCUUACAAGAAGCCAUACUGGAGGACAAAGCUAAAGGUUUCAUUCCGUUCUUUGUUGUUGCUACUUCCGGUACCACGACCUCCUGUGCUUUUGACAAUCUGAAAGAGUUAGGUCCCAUCUGCCAAGAACACGGGGUGUGGAUGCACAUCGACGCUGCUUACGCUGGGAGCUCAUUUAUAUGUCCAGAGUUCCGUCCCCUGUUGGACGGAGUUGAGUAUGCCAUGUCUUUCAAUUUCAACCCGCACAAGUGGCUGAAGGUCAUGUUCGACUGUUCUACUCUGUGGGUACAGAAUACUGAUUACCUUCGGUACGCCUUUGAUGUCGACCCACUCUACCUUAAACAUGAAAACCAAGGCGUGAUGCCAGACUUUAGGCAUUGGCAGAUUCCAUUAGGACGAAAGUUUCGCUCGUUGAAGAUCUGGUUUGUGUUGAGGCUUUAUGGACGACAGAAACUUCAGGAGGCCAUCAGGAAGGAUGUGCGUCUCGCGCAUGAGUUCGAGGCUCUAGUGAAGACUGACGACAGGUUUGAGAUCACCGCUGAGGUCAUUCUGGGGCUCGUUUGCUUCCGGUUGAAGGGUGAAGAUGCGACAUCUGAACGCCUGCUGAGAGAUGUGAACAAUGAUGGCCGCAUCCACCUGGUCCCCUCUCACAUGAAGGGCAAGUUCUUUCUGCGCCUGGCCAUGUGCGGGCCCAGCCUCCAGAGCCAGGACAUUGUCUACGCCUGGGAUGUCAUCAAGGAUGUUGCUGACCACGUGCUCAAUUCCCACAAAGCCAAACAAUAAAAUUAUGGUUUAUACCAAAGGGUCGGUUAACAAGCCAGGUAACCAUCGCUCUAGUCUUUGUGGUCGAGAGUUGAACGUGUUUCAGAUGAAGUGUUCAAACUACCGCUGCAGGAAAGAUGGAAUGAAAAAAAAGGACAAGAUGUGGAUGAAAGUUUGUGAGGCGAUUGUUUCAAUAUUUGCCAAAAUGCAGUUGACUGGACUGUUUCAAUGUUUGUAAUAAGAGCCCGGUAAGCAAACUCAGGCCUCACAGUAGCAAGACAUUUUAAUUCCGUUACCUAUUCCUAAAUAUAGUUCUGGAGUUGAUGACUGUCAUUGUUACCUACUGCUGCCCAUGUCGACAUUUUUCUCCAUUUUCUUGAGAUGUCACACCCUUAUGAGCACAAAAAAUAGUAAUUUUCUUUACUUUAACUUAAUUGCACAGCUUGCCUAGUUUCAUUGGCCGUCCUGUGUGUGAUAAUCUUGCAGUUCAAGAUAAAGUUUGUUGAUGUCUCGCAAUGUUAAUUUUUAAUUGUUAAAUUGUUGCUAUAGGCCACUCCUGAAGGUCUUGUUUAGCGAGAGAGUAUAACUUAUUGCAUUCAUGCCAAAGAAGUUUAAAGUGAACUAUGUGGAUCACAGCACUGCAGUGGUAGUACUUCAAGCAUAAUAAACAGGUGUGCGAACGU